UUUUUUUAUUCGGUAUAAGUUGUUUAGGUGACGUCACACGCUAGAUUUUAUUUUUGUUGCGUUUCAUUUUAGCCCGCCAAUUCACAUAUUUGUUAUGUUAUUUAUAGCAUAAUAUAAAGAAACAAAAGAGCAAAAUAGAAAAUUAACUAAGACGUUAUUAAAAAUGUAUUUUUAUAAAAUUUCUAAUGCAAAGAAUUUGUGACGCUGCCGCCGCGUGUGAGUGACUGGUUUAGCGUACGAAAUUUUCUAUUCUGAAGAGGAUUUAAGGUUAUGAAUGUGGCGAUAUUAUAGGAAUCAUUGCAAUAAAACGUUUAUGUUUUGAUAACAAGUUUAGAAACUGAUAUUGUUAUAAACAUUAAGGAAGUUUUUUACUACCAAGUGGAAGGUGACCUAAUUUAUGUGUGUGGAAAAAGUUAAUUGUUAAAAUGAAUAUAUUUUUUGUGUUAUUAUUAAUACUUGCGGUGCGACUAGCUUCAGUUUUUGUUGUAAAAACGUUUUAUGUGCCAGAUGAAUACUGGCAAAGCUUGGAAGUAGCACAUAAGCUAGCCUUUGGUUACGGUUAUAUAACAUGGGAGUGGGUACAAGGUAUACGCAGCUAUAUAUACCCACUUUUAAUUGCUGGUGUUUAUAAAGCUUUAGCACUAUUAAAUCUUGACAGUGCUUACUUAUUGGCAAUAUUACCACGUAUUUUGCAAGCGCUACUAACAACCUAUUCCGACUAUCGGUUUUACGUUUGGACUGGUAAAAGAAAGUGGGCAUUGUUUCUUAUUGUGGUGCCAUGGUUUUGGUUUUAUACUGGAUCGCGCACUUUGACAAACACUUUGGAAGCAUCUUUAACCACAAUAGCUUUGAGCUAUUUCCCAUGGACAGGAGAAAGUAGUUUAUAUUUAUGGCCAGCAGCACUUUGUUGUUAUCUUAGGCCAACUGCAGCCAUUAUAUGGCUACCGCUAUCCAUCUAUCACCUCCGCAAAACAAAACAAUCUUUAAUUGGAUUGUUAUUUAAAAAGUUUUUGGUAAUUGGAGUUUUGGUUGCUGCUCUAGGUAUUGGAGUCGAUACUUAUCUACAUGGAAAAUUAAUAAUUACUCCAUAUGAAUUUCUUAAAUAUAAUGUAUUUCAUAAUAUUGGAAGUUUCUAUGGCUCACAUCCUUGGCAUUGGUAUUUCACUAUUGGCUUACCUAGCGUUCUGGGUAUCAUUACUCUACCAUUCUUGUUUGCUGUCAUUGAAACAGUACGUCGGAGUGAAACUUAUCCUGUACGGAAAAAUCUGCUAUUAACUAUUGCAAUUUCGCUAGUCGCCUUCAGUUUUAUCGAACAUAAGGAAUUCCGAUUUGUUACUUCUCUUCUGCCAUUGUGUUUGUACAUAACUGCUGAUACUUUGACGCGUUGGAGUUAUAAUGCUUCGAGAAAAAUGCUGUGGUUUAUAGCACUUUUAAUUGUUUUUGGAAAUGCGAUACCAGCUUGGUACUUAAGUACUAUACACCAAAAGGGACCAAUUGAAGUGAUGUCUAAGUUACAAGAAGUUGCGGCUGAUUACCGCGAUGAAAAUAACCAUCGUGCAAAUAUACUAUUCCUUAUGCCUUGUCACUCAACACCUUUUUAUAGUCACAUACAUCAAAAUGUUACGAUGCGCUUCCUGACUUGUGAGCCGAAUUUGAAAGAUGAAAAGAAUUACAAAGAUGAAGCAGAUCAAUUUUAUGAGUCGCCUGUUCAUUGGUUACGUUCACAUAUACCAUCAUAUCCACGUACUGCAAUGCCUACGCAUGUAGUGCUCUAUGAACCGUUAGCAGGCAAAGUUAAUGAGUUUUUGCUGAAUUAUAAAGAAUUGUAUCGGAUUAUUAAUGCGGAGGUAAACGAUAACGUACCCACCCCAUUGAUUCCCAACAACUGGUCAAUACUUAUUAAAGAAAAACAGCUUAACGUUGAUUCUCUUUUACAGUAUGUACAGGCUAGAACUGGUAAGAAUAUAUUAGUUUAUCAACGAUUGCGUUCGGGCGAAGAAAAUACAUUUAAUCGUGACGAGUUUAGAGCAAACCCCAAUAAAGAAACCAUUGCAAGCAAUAUUGAAGAGGCAAAUGAUAAUGGCAAUGACAAUGACAAUGAUUUUGAUGAUGAUAAUAUGUUUAACUAAGUAAAGUAUCAAAUGUAGAAGUACAAACAAUUUAAUUGACAAGAGUCUUUAUAUCAUCAAUAUAUAGACACGCAAUAACACGAUGCAUUUAAAAUGCAUAAUUCAUAUUUAUGCCAGUGAGUAUAAAACCAUAUUGAUAAUUGCUACAGCCGAGAAAGUGCUUAAGUUUUAGAACGACUUGCUGGUUGUUUUAAAACAGUAAAAAUAAUAGACUUUUAAGAUAUUUUUUUAAUAAAUUAUUUUAAAUAGAUUAGACAAAAUUAAAUUUUAACAAAAACUUUUAUAGUGGUUUUGUGCUAAAACAACUGCCACAAUAAAUGAAAAACACAAUUAAAUAUUUCCCUCAGGUGCCAGAAUGACAUUAAAAUUUUUUGGAAUAUAGUAUCACAGUAUCUGUGUUGAAAACGCAGAGGAUUAAAUGCUGUAAUGUAAUAUCCUUUUUUUAUAUAAAUUCAAAAUUAAUCACUUAAUAUGAAAUAUGUAGAAAAGCAUUACUUUUCUGUGUUUAAACCAGGGUUUCUUAACCGCCGGUCCGCUCCAUAUGCACCAACCGUCCGUAAAGUAUUGCAUUUCCACCUUUAAUAUUAUUAUAUUUUGGGAAGAUAUUGGCACUGGUCUUUG
Teleopsis dalmanni is the source of this 2750-nucleotide messenger RNA. RefSeq names its product GPI mannosyltransferase 3 (gene PIG-B). Gene Ontology annotation, molecular function: alpha-1,2-mannosyltransferase activity. Gene Ontology annotation, biological process: GPI anchor biosynthetic process. NCBI's taxonomy places the organism in Eukaryota, Metazoa, Arthropoda, Insecta, Diptera, Diopsidae. The transcript has 7 exons. Bases 426 to 2129 code for a protein of 567 amino acids. The record is from RefSeq and is a predicted model, not a curated record. Gene Ontology annotation, cellular component: endoplasmic reticulum membrane.